AUGGGCAACGCAUCGCCAGGAGGAAAACAGCAAAAGGGGGAGGGUGGGCACUUGCCAGACUGCGUCGCAGGCACGGGAUGGAGCGAAGAGGAUGCAUCCCUAUUCGAGCGCCUCCUGUCGCACUGGCAGGUGGGCGAGGGUGAGCUCCAGCCCGCCGACGACGUGCCCUCCCUCACCGUGGCGGGCCGCACCAAGUUCGAGGACCAGGUCUCCGUCGUGCGUUGGCGCGGCGACCUCCUCGUGCUCAAACGUUGCCAGCCUCCCUCCGCGCUCUACCAGGAACUCGCCGUCUGGUUCCGCCUACGACCACACACUCGCGUGGUGGGGUUCAGAGGCGUGGUGCCGGGGAGCGCGGCGGUGCUGACAGACUACAUGCCGCUGGGCACGCUGGAGACGUUCGUGCUGUCGCCCGAUGCGCCGCCGCCCGGCAGCCCGGCCUGGCUCCGGCAGGGCGUGUCGCUGCUCCUCGACGUGGCCCGCGCCAUGGCGCAUCUCCACGCCGAGGGCUUCGUCUGGCGCGAUUGUGCAGCACGCAACGUGCUUCUGUGCCACGAAGGCGGCCACGAUCGCCUGCUGCGAGGCAAGAUCACCGACUUUGGGUUCGCGCGACGGAUGGACGCUGACGGGCGGGUCGUCGUGCCCGCACAGACCCGCAACCUGCCCAUCCGAAUCGGCGCACCCGAGUCCCUCGCCUCCGACGACGCCGAGUACUCCGCCAAGUCCGACGUGUGGUCCUUUGGCGUGUUGAUCUACAGCCUGUUCGCUCGCAAACGACCCUACGGCGACCUCGCGCCGGCUGAAGUGGUCCAGGGCGUGAUCGCCGGCUCGCUCUCCCUAAACGCUGACGACCUGGUACUGCACACGUCUCCGCCGGCCGACAGCGGGAAGAAGACCGACAAAAAGACUACUUCGGCACCGACAAAAGAGAAGAAGAAAAAGAUGGACAGGAAGCGAGCGAGUGGGUUGCGAUCGACGUUCGAGGCCUGUCAACGACGUCGACCACAAGACCGACCAACCAUGACAGACGUCAUCCUCGCCCUCUCCCAUCAUCAUCACCAGCUUGCCUCCCCUCCCUCGCCGCAACAAGGGUAG
Acanthamoeba castellanii str. Neff is the source of this 1092-nucleotide messenger RNA. Its product is annotated as non-specific protein-tyrosine kinase. Gene Ontology annotation, molecular function: protein tyrosine kinase activity; ATP binding. The record is from RefSeq and is a predicted model, not a curated record. Lineage: Eukaryota; Discosea; Longamoebia; Acanthamoebidae. The transcript is spliced from 5 exons. The coding region runs from base 1 to 1092 and encodes 363 amino acids. Gene Ontology annotation, biological process: protein phosphorylation.